AUGUCAUCACCGCCACCGCCCAACAACAACGACAAUCACAAUGAUCAAUCCCCUCCUUCUGCAGAGGCAAAUCAAACUCAGAAUAAUGAUCGGACACAAUCACGUCAUUCGCCACUUCCCUCCAUCUCAUUCUCCAUAAGUAUACCACGCCCUGCACAUUCACCCGCUCCAAGACCUGGUGCUGCAGACGGUCCGGAUCAAAAUCUGAAUGAGAAUCAGAACCAACAGCCUUCAGCGGAAGGAAGUGGUGCUCAACCGAAUGGCGUUGCUCCUUUAGGAUCCUCGGCAGGCUCAUCGUUCUUUUGGACGUUCACCAUACGUCCUGACGAUGGACCUGCUCCUGGUCCCUCAACAAAUCCCAGUGAUGCACCGGGAGGAAACACUUCUACAAAUCCUCCCGAAGGCACCUCUAGUGAAGAGGGAUCCGGUGGUCAGGCCCAAUCACAGCAGCAGCAGCGGAUGACCCUUCCUCAAGCACCACCAUGGAUCUUUCCUCCAUUCCUCAACUUCUUCUUGCCCUUACGAACGGAACCCCAGCCCAACCCGGAGAAAGCAGCUGAGCUAUUAAGGUCUCUGCCAACCGUCGGAAGGAGAUUGUUGAUGAGGGUGGAUAGGAUUGUAGCAGCUCAGGAGACGGAUGUUCUGCCCGAAGAGAAAGGUUGGAAAUGUGGGGUAUGCUUAGAAGGACUGAACGCUGAAGAGGAAGAUGAACAGGACAAGGGAAAACAGAAGGAGGGUUCGAGUGACAUGAAAGUUGAUGGAAAUGCUAAAGAGCAAAAGGGAAACUUAAAAGAGCAGAAGAAUCGGACUGGUGUAAAAGCGUUACCGUGUAAUCAUCUGUUUCAUGAAAAGUGUUUACAACCUUGGUUUACGACUAAACACACUUGUCCGUCCUGCCGACUUGAUCUAGAUCCUCUCCAAACCCUCAACUCCCCAUCUACCCAUACGAAUACCACCAGACCGGGUCAAACAGGCUCAGGCCGACGAUCACCCCAUCCAUACUCUAGAGAUCGCCCAGCGAAUGCACCCACAGCCACAGAAAAUACAGCUACGACUGAAGGUAAUGCCGCGCAGGAUCGUACCGCUGGAGGAAAUACACAUCUAAAUCCGUUUAUCCCAUCUUCAGGGUUGUUCCCCUCGGUUGGAAUUUCUGGGAGUGGUUUACCAGAAGAGGAUGACAGACCAUCAAUCACAUUUAUCUUUUCUGGAUCGCCACCUCCCGGACUCAACCUACCUGGUAUGCCCCCUCGUCCUGAUAUCCAAUUUAACAACUCUACAACCCCACAAGCGCAAUCUACGAAUACAGCUACGUCUGAACAGCAACCUGCGGCUGAAAACCGUGGAAGCGGAACCAACAAUCCAGAUUCAGCUCAACCUGCUCCUUCUACACCUGGAUCUGGAUCUGUCUUUGAUGUUCCUACAUUCUUCUCGUCUCCACUUCCAAUGGGUAGUAGAGCCAGUCCCAGUCCUGCUCCCGACUUACCUCCUUUGGUCAAUCCAGUUCCACACAUCGCAUCGGCAUCUGUACCCCCUCCGUCCUCUUCUCAGUUGAACGCAUCCCCUUCCAUACCUUCACCUGCUGCUUCGACGAUCGCCAACACUACCGCGGAAGGGGAUAGACCCAGACCAGAGCGUCGGCCUCACAUUACUAUAAUCCGAAGGACCUCGCCUUCCCCUGCACCAGGUCCUGGUGGUCUACCACCUCCAGGAGGAUUGGGUCUAGGAAACCUACCUUUACCUCCCUUCCUCUUUCCCACCAUGCCACCAGGGUUUUUGGGUCCUCAUCCCAAUCUUCCAGGUCAGGGUCAAGGCGGUGCCCCUGCUACUCAAAAUGCAGCUGGGUCAUCCCCAGCAUCAGCACCAUUCGUUCCGCAAUCGCUCGAAUCAUGGACUGAAGAAAGAGAGAAAAGUCUCGGAUGGAGAUGUGAUGCAGUGGAAUGUAUCUAUGCUCCGCCCACGGCCGAGGAUGAUGAGGAUGUGGACAUGACACCUGAGGAGGAGCAUGAAGGUGAAGAAGGGGAUAAAGAGAUGCUGUCGAUUUAUUCAACCUUACAACCUCCUCUUACAGAUGAACAAAAACAAGAAGAGCAGAAAGAUGGGAGUGGGAAAUUUGUUUUGUUGGCGUGUCAACACAAAUGGCAUAGGAAAUGCAUAGAACUAUCUGAACGAUCUUGUGGGAGACUACAUGAUAGAGAGGGUGAGGAUGGUAGAGUUUGGGUUAGGUGUGAGAAAUGUAGGAAAGAUGGAUGGGUUAAAACCAGAACGAAAUCGACGGACAACAGUAUGACCGAAAUGAAAGAGAGUGAGGAAAGACAAAACAAAGAUGAUCAGGAUGAGGAUGAGGAUGAUGGGUAUGCUCCUAGUGAGAGGGAAGUGGAGAAUUUGGUCAAUUGUUGA
Molecule: messenger RNA, 2397 nt
Organism: Kwoniella botswanensis
Lineage: Eukaryota; Fungi; Basidiomycota; Tremellomycetes; Tremellales; Cryptococcaceae
Exons: 2
Coding region: 1-2397 (798 amino acids)
Source: RefSeq, a predicted model, not a curated record